Xyrauchen texanus (razorback sucker) is the source of this 4537-nucleotide messenger RNA. Its product is annotated as oxysterol-binding protein-related protein 3-like. Gene Ontology annotation, cellular component: cytosol; intracellular membrane-bounded organelle; plasma membrane. The coding region runs from base 680 to 3322 and encodes 880 amino acids. Gene Ontology annotation, molecular function: cholesterol binding. The transcript is spliced from 24 exons. The record is from RefSeq and is a predicted model, not a curated record. Lineage: Eukaryota; Metazoa; Chordata; Actinopteri; Cypriniformes; Catostomidae.
GCAGGUUUUAUUUGUACAGUGAGCGAGAGGGCAAGCGCAUCCUCUGAUGCGUUUGUGAUUCACCAAUGAAACGAGUCAUAAAUUACUGAAUUUAUUUGUUUUAUUUCUUUUAGACGAGUAACGGCUGCUUGUUUGGAUAUUUAAAUGUGUUCCGCAUUAUUGUUUCGAGGUCUGUUACGUUAAAAACUGCUGCAACUUCACAUGGGUACUACAUAUUUUGCUUGUCGUGUCUUUCUUGCGCAAUACGUCGUCGAUAAGAUGCCCCGUGGAUACAUUUCGUAGUUUUAAAUUGUCCUCCGGGUGUGGAAAUCACUACAACAGCUGUAACUUCAGUUUAAAAGAAUGGUCUGAAGGGUGGCACGGUGGUGCAGCGGUUAGCACUGUCGCCUCACAGCAAGAAGGUCGUGGGUUCAAACCCUGGUUGCCCCGGCCUUUCUGUGUGGAGUUUGCAUGUUCUCCCCGUGUCUGCGUGGGUUCUCUCCGGGUACUCCAGCUUCCUCCCACCAUCCAAAAGACAUGCAGGCUAGGUUAAUUGGUGUCUCCAAAAAAAUUGCCGUGGAUGUGGAGGGUGGAACAUUGUGUCAAAUCUUUGGAAGAAGAUGCAAAUGGAGACCUACAACUGCUGAGCUACUCCCUCUUUUCCUCUCUUCCUUACCUUUUCCCCUCUUACUGAGAGGAGAUGAGUUCAGAGGAGAAAAUUUCCACCAUGUCCCAGAAGAUCUCCUCUCCAUCUCACAGCAAUAGUAGUUCUUCCUCCAAACAUGACAGCAGACAGGACAGCUGGGAGAUCAUCGAGGGCUUGCGUGGUCGUCUGUCUAAUGUACAGGAACCAGAGAUGCAGGCGGGCUACAUGCUGAAGAAGAGGAAAUGGCCCAUGAAAGGCUGGCACAAGAGAUUCUUCUACUUGGAUAAAGGCAUUUUGAAGUACGGCAAAUGCCCAGCUGAUAUCGAGAAAGGCAAGCUGCACGGCUGCAUUGACGUGGGUCUCUCCGUCAUGGCCAUUAAGAAGAAAGCCAAGUGUAUUGAUCUGGAUGCGGAAGAUAACAUUUAUCACCUGAAGAUCAAGUCCCAGGAGCUUUUUGAUGAAUGGGUCUCUAAGCUACGUCACCACAGACUUUACAGGCAGAAUGAGAUCGCCAUGUUCCCUCACGAGAAAAUGCUCUUCCACCCUCAUUACCCCCUCACUUUUUCCCCCACCAUACCUGACAGUCAGUCCAUGAGAAAGCGUGCCUCUCUCACAAAGCAGUCCUCUCUCCACUCGCCUGUAUCUUUUACCAGUCAGGCCAAGGUGACCGCAUGGCUCCAGUCUUCUGAUGACAUGGACUGGUGCACCAAAGAGCUUUCCGUAUGUGAGGCACAGAUGCUGGAACUGAAUCACUUGUUAAGAAGUAUGGAGGUGUUGCACCGCACCUAUUCUGCCCCAGCCAUCAGUGCUCUGCAGGCUUCAAAGUACGAUAGCCCAAAAAAAGAGAAAAGACAUCCAAGAAAGUGGCGGCAAAAGAAUUAUGGGAAAGACAACAAAACAACCCUGCAGGUUCCGAGCUGUAUCUCUGCAGGGUCUGUCCGUCUCCACGCGUCCAAUCCCAAUCUCUCUUCAGUUGAGCUGACCAAUGAGAAGAGUUACCAUGAGCCCCUAGACUCACCAAUAGAUGUAUCCAAACUGCAGGAAGACUUCUGCCGUGGUGCAAACAACCUUCAUGCAACUAUGAAGUCAGCCCUGAGCAUGCUGACAACAGAGAAAGAGAGACUCAAACAGAUGCUGGAGCUCGAGUCUUGUCCUGCCCCCUCGUCCCAGCUCCUGGGAUUGAAGAGUGCCCUGGCGGCUGCUGUAAAGCAGAACGCUGAGCUGAGGGAGCGUCUAUGCAAGAUUCACGCUGAGUCACACAUUCCUGAGCCCUCUGUCCAUAUAAACCUUACCCCUGGCCCCCUAGAGAAGCAAGACUCCAGUGAUGGUUCCAACCCCCUUAUCCACCAGGCGUCCAAUGAGAGCAGAGCUUCCAUUACAGAGUCCCUGUCAGAGUUCUUUGAUGCACAGGAAGUGCUGCUGUCAGCUAGUUCUUCUGAAAAUGAGCCUUCGGAAGAUGACUCAUAUAUCAGUGACAUCAGUGACAACGUGUCCAUGGACAACUUCAGCAACAAGGCAGAGAAUGACAGACUUAAUACUGGUUGUAUAGAGAAUGGCUGUGCACAGCGACGGUCGUGUCUUCCCUCUCCUAGUCCCAACACCAGCAACAUCAGCCUGUGGCACAUCCUUAAGAACAACAUUGGGAAGGACCUUUCGAAAGUGGCCAUGCCUGUUCAACUCAACGAACCCCUCAACACACUGCAGAGACUAUGUGAAGAAUUGGAAUAUAGCGAACUACUCGACAGGGCCGCACACACACAGGACCCGUUUGAGCGCAUGGUAUACAUUGCCACAUUUGCUGUGUCUGGCUAUGCUGCCAGUUACUAUAGAGCAGGAGGAAAACCCUUUAAUCCAGUGUUGGGUGAGACCUACGAGUGCGACCGUCCAGACAAAGGCUUUCGUUUUGUGGCCGAGCAGGUCAGUCAUCAUCCCCCUAUAUCAGCGUGUCAUGCUGAGUCUAAAAACUUCAUCUUUUGGCAAGAUGUCAGGUGGAGGAAUAAGUUCUGGGGGAAGUCCAUGGAGAUUGUACCUGUAGGAACUACACAUGUGGUUCUUCCUGGUUAUGGGGAUCACUAUGAAUGGAAUAAAGUGACAUCAUGUAUCCACAACAUUCUGAGUGGUCAGCGCUGGAUUGAGCACUAUGGUGAAAUCUCCAUCAAAAACUCCAACAGUGAGAAAUGCCGGUGUAAAGUCACAUUCAUCAAGGCGAAGUACUGGAACUCGAGCAUGAACGAAGUGGAGGGUGCAGUCACCGACCACAAAGGCAAGGUCAUCCACAAGCUGUUUGGCAAAUGGCACGAGGGUAUAUACUGCGGCACCCCACCCUCUGCUUCUUGCAUCUGGAGGAUGAAUCCAAUGUCUCCAGACUAUGAGCAGUACUACGGUUUCACCAAGUUUGCUAUGGAGCUAAAUGAGCUUGACCUCGUUACCAAACAAUUUCUUCCACCCACAGACACAAGGCUACGACUUGACCAGAGGUUAUUGGAGGAAGGGAACGUUGAAGCUGCAGAAGUGCAAAAACAGAGGAUUGAGCAGCUUCAACGGGAGAGACGAAGAGUCCUGGAGGAGAAUCAAAGGACACAUCAACCUCGAUUCUUCCAAAAGUCCAAAGAUGACAUUUGGAUGAGCAACAACUCUUACUGGGAGUUGAGGAAAGAUCCUGGAUUCAGCAGUCUUGACUGUCCGGUUCUCUGGUAACUCCGAGGCAGCCAAUAUUUAUCUGUGCUGACUGCUGCCUGCUCUUUUUUGUUCACUGCUGCCUGCUCUUUUUUUGUUCUGGCCAACAUAACAACAUCAAGAGAAAACACCUCUUUGAGUGAUGUCAAGACUGAGAGAGCUGAUGAAGAAAAACUGGCUGUUAAAUUUAAGAGUGACAGAGGGAACCACACCAGAGCUUUGACUGAGAAUGCUAUCAUUUCAUAUAACAUCUUAAAGGAAUAUAACUUUCACCUUCAUAUCAAUACAAACCCAUUGCUUUCUUUUUUAGAACUCAAAAGAACAUGUUAGGCAGAAAUGUGAUGGACUGACACCCUCAGUCACAGUUCACUUUCACUGUAUGGCAGAAAGACACAAUGAAAGUGAAUGGUGACUGAGGCUUAAUGUGUUCUUCUGAAAGACAGUUGUAUGGGUUUCAAACAACAUGAAGGGAAAGUAAAUGAUGACAGCAUUUUCACUUUUGGUUGAACGGAUCCUUUAAUAUUCUUUAUUUAAUGUCUCAGUAGUUCAGUUACCUUAAUAUGGUUACAUUAUCUAUUUUAGUUUCUUUGAUGCAAAUUGAUCCCUUGAAAGUAGGAGAAAUAUGCAAUCUUGUCCCAGUUCAUAUUCUUGUUUUGUUGCUGUACACAAUACAGUCAGAGCACAAGAAACAACACAAAAACUGGUGGGUUAGGAUCUCUUGUGGCUAAAUGUGGUACUGCAAAUAACUGAAGAGAACUUUGAAACUCAGCCUAAAACAUAAUGUAGUAUGUUGUUGUCAGAACAGAACUGCGUUGUCUACCUCUUAAAAGGAAACUGUCAACUGUACAUUAGAGUAUGAAUUCCACAUCUGUCUAAUGCCUUAUUUACUAUUAUAUACUUAAGACUGAGUCUUUACUAGAACUUCUCAUCAAUUUAAAUGUAUCAUUACAAAGUAUUGUAAUUUUACAAAAGCCAUUUAUUCUGAGAUUAUUGAAUGAACAAGAGGUGACGUUUAAGGGUCUCUUAGAAAUAUUUAUAUUCAUCUUAACCUCUUCAUUAGACUGACAGUACUUGGCAUUACCACCACACAUGUGAGCCUGGCAGUGUUUUAAAACUUCCACACAGUUCGACCUGUAACCUGUGCUCAUUUCACUCUGAACUACGCACUAGACGAGAGCUACUUGGGUGUUGACCACUGCAGCUUUUCCUCUUUCCUUUAAUAAAGACUCAUUUCAA